This is a messenger RNA of Mycosarcoma maydis (corn smut), 2682 nucleotides long. RefSeq names its product peptide alpha-N-acetyltransferase complex A subunit NAT1. Gene Ontology annotation, cellular component: cytoplasm; NatA complex. The transcript has a single exon. Gene Ontology annotation, molecular function: protein binding; protein-N-terminal amino-acid acetyltransferase activity. NCBI's taxonomy places the organism in Eukaryota, Fungi, Basidiomycota, Ustilaginomycetes, Ustilaginales. Gene Ontology annotation, biological process: N-terminal peptidyl-methionine acetylation. The coding region runs from base 1 to 2682 and encodes 893 amino acids. The record is from RefSeq and is a predicted model, not a curated record.
AUGCCGCCAAAGCGCGCGGCGCUCCCCACCAAGGAGCGAGGCCUCUUCCAGCGACUUAUCCAAGAGUACGAAACCAAGAAGUACAAGCUCGGCCUGAAAACAGCUGACACCAUCCUGAAGAAGUUUCCCGACCAUGGCGAAACGGUAGCUAUGAAGGGUCUCCUUCUCGGCUCUAUCCACCGUCGCGAAGAGGGGAUCGAACUCGCUAAAAAAGGUGUUCGUCUCGACCUCACUUCAUUCAUCUGCUGGCAUGCGCUCGGCAUCUUGCAUCGUCAAGAUAAGAACUACGAAGAGGCUAUAAAGUGCUAUACUCAAGCAUUGCGCAUCGAAGGCGGUGGGAACAUCAACCUCCUCCGCGAGUCGGCGUUCUUGCAGCUACAGUUGAGGAACUACCCGCCGAUGGUCGAGAACCGAUUGACGUUGCUACGAAUGCAGCCACAUCUCAGGAUGAACUGGGUCGGGCUGGCUGUGGCCCAUCAUCUGGCAGGGUCCUUGGACGCAGCAGUGCGCGUGCUAGAGGGAUACGAGAAUGUGAUGCGCGACAUUCCGGAUAGAAGCUACGAGUACAGCGAGGUGCUUCUGUAUCACGCCAGUAUCUUGGAAGAGCAAACCAAGUUCCAGGAGUCGCUCAAUAUCAUCGAAGCGGGCGAAAAACAUAUCGUUGAUAUUCGUGGCAAGCAGGAAGCACAGGCAAGGUGCCUCGCCGGGCUUGAAAAGAAGGACGAAGCAGAAGCGCUGUGGAGACAGCUUAUUCAGUCGAACCCCGAGAACAAGCGAUACUUUGCCGGUCUGCUCAACUUGCUCGGAAUCUCGCAGAGCUCGUCGGACAGCAAGGCGGUUGAAGUGUUCAAGGGCUUGCAAGCUGACCACCCCAAGUCGACCGCUGCCAAGCGUCUCGCUCUCAUUCACGCUACUGGUGACGACUUUCGAGCUCACGCUACCGCGUACCUCAAGUCGGCGCUGGUCAAGGGUGUGCCAUCGCUUUUCUCCGAUCUCAAAUCCCUUUACCAAGACGCCACAAAGCAAGCCGCGGUCGAAGAAAUUGUCGAAAUGCUUCGCCUCGAAUGGGCCCCUACCUCUGCUCCUUCGGCCGACGGCACUGACCCACCUACCUCGUAUCUCUGGUCGCUCUACUACCUCGCCCAGCACUACUCGCUUACAGGCGACUCGCAAAAGGCUCUGCACUACAUCGACUCGGCCAUCUCGCACUCAUCCACCUUACCGGAGCUGCACAUGGUUCGCGCACGGAUCCUCAAGCGGGCUGGCGACCUACUCGGCGCGUCCUCGGCCAUGACUGAUGCGCGUCUGCUCGAUGGUCAGGAUCGAUUCCUCAACUCCAAAGCCGCCAAAUAUCUGCUUCGCGUUAACGACACCGAAGAAGCAGAACGCGUCGUCGGACUGUUCACCAAGCCCGACGCUCCUUCGCCUACAUACGACUUGAACGAGAUGCAAGCGCUAUGGUACCUUGUCGAAGAAGCCGAAUCGCACCUGCGCGAGUGCAACUACGCAAUGGCGCUCAAGAGGCUCAGUCAGCUGGAUCAGACCUUCCAAGAGUUCUGGGACGACCAGUUGGAUUUCCACUCGUACUGCAUGCGCAAAAUGACUCUUCGUUCGUACGUUCAGCUUGUUCGUUUUGAAGAUCAGCUUCGCACCCACCCGGUCUACAUGCGCGCAGCAACCGCAGCGGUCCACAUCUACACUUUAUUGCACGACAACCCUUCUACGCCAGCAUUGAUCGAAUCGGCCAAAGCGGAUGAAGACGCAGCGCUUGCCGGGUUGUCGGAAAGCGAAAAGAAGAAGGUGUUGAAGAAACAACGUCAAGCCGAAGCCAAGCGUCUUGCCAAAGCGGAAGCCGAGGCAGCCGAGAAGAAGAAGAAGCUCGAAGAAGCCGCGGCGAACGGUGAGUCGGUGGAAGAUGCUGGACCGAAGCCUGAUUUGGAUCCAAAGGGCCUCGAGAUUUUCAAGGAUGCAAAGGACAAGCCGUUGAAGCUAGCGGAAAAGUGGGUGAGGUUCUUGCAAACUCAUUCGAGCAGUAAAGCGGCGACGUGGACUGCGACAUUUGAAGUGGCGGUGAGGGACAACAACUGGUUGCUGGCCACGAGGGCUGUAUCCCAGCUUCACAAGAUCGAGGGAACCACAGCCAAGGUGGUCGAGAUGCUUGUGCGACUCAAGUCAAAGCUGCCUGAGCUGUCUGCUGCACCGAAACCGAUUGGGUCGGUGAUCGAGUGCGCACUGGCCAACAUUGUUGCUGCCGACAAACCCAUCGCUACACUCUACGCCGAAUCCCUGCAGAGUGACACUUCAUCGACGCCAGAAAGCGUACUAUACAAUGCCAAGACCGCUCUCCUACUCGAUAGGCGCGACGAAGCCAUCGCCCUGCUCCUCAACCUCCCCUCUACCAUCCUCGACCUCAAACGGCCCCGCGCCAAAAACCAGGCGCUCGAAACUGCCCUCUUGGCACGCACUUUACUCGCAGAACUGUCACAGGAAAGCCUCCCCGAGUACGACCAGAAGGCAUCGGCUGUCUUCCCGCUAGCCAACGCAUUCAAGUCGAAAGACGUCCUGGAGGCCGAAAAGAGGCACAGGGAGGAGCAGAGACACAAGUGGGCAAAGGCCGACGCGGUGCAGGAAGGCGAGGUUACGGACUCUAACGGCACCGUCUCGCACGAGCCGCUCAUGUAA